AGAAAACGGCGUCGUAAAUAUUCUCUCGCGCGCGCUACAUCGCACUCUCCCAGUCUCCCGCUCUCUCACUCUCUCUCGGCUACACCACCAUGGCCGAAACCGAUGAAAAUGCAAGCACAGGAGAGCAAGCAGGUCGAGAACGUUCGGGUUCUACUUCUGGUGAUGAACUGGCUGCCCUAUCUCAUGCUCAUAGUAAGAGGGUACCAACUGAGGGUCAGAAAACAGGUUCAGAAGUUCAAAGUGAGAGGGAUAUCAAGGGUGUAUCUUUCUGGGAACCUAAAGUUUGAGAUUCUUUAUCUUGGCGAAAGCAGAAAAGUCAAAAUCUAUUCCCUAUCUCAGCUGCAGUGUCGAGUUUUAAUAAGUUUGCAAUGAUGGAAGCUUUAUGCACAAAUUUCUUCUGCUGCAAAAUGAUGAAGCUAAUAAACUUAUGGUAGAGGAAGACAAGACUCGGAUGAUCGGUGGAGGUGAUCACAAGGGUACCCAUCAACAAGAGUGCUGUGUUUUCUGCCUUGAGAAUGCUAAAUGGACAAACCAUCUUAUUGUAUCAAUAGCUAAUUUCACGUAUUUGAUGUUGCCGCAUUCGAAGCCUGUGGUGCCUGGUCGUUGCUGCAUUUUGCCACUGCAGCAUGAAUUAGCCAUAAGAACUGUUGAUAAUGAUGUGUGGGAAGAAAUUCUCAAUUUCAAAAAAUGCCUCAUUAUGAUGUUUGCAAAGCAAGGGAGGGAUGUAGUGUUCCUUGAAACAGUGAUGGGGUUUGCGCAACAAUGCUGCCAUUGCUUGAUUGAUUGUGUUCCAUUGCCCCAACAAAUUGCCAAACAAGCUCCUUUAUAUUUUAAAAAGGCAAUUGAUGAAGCAGAAGACGAGUGGAGCCAACACAAUGCGAAAAAGCUUAUUGACACAACUGAAAAGGGGCUGCAAGCCUCAAUUCCCAAGGAUUUUCCAUACUUUAAUGUUCAGUUUGGUCUGAACAAAGGAUUUCUACAUGUCAUUGAUAACGAAGAUGAAUUUAAAAGCAACCUUGGCAUUAAUGUCAUUAGAGGGAUGCUCCAAUUGCCGGUGGAAGAUAUGCAUGGUCAGCGGAGAUAUGAUUCUGUUGAGGUUCAAAAGGAAGCAGUUAAAAGCUGUCCAAGACUGGGAACCUUUUGAUUGGACAAAACAGCUUCACCACUCGUGAUUGCAUCUGCUCUCAUUUAGGGGUUGCCUGCAGUUUAAAACUGAUAUUAUGAAAUACUAUAGGUGAGUCGGUGACUGAAAUUGACAUAAACAUUUUUGUUUUUGUUCAGUUCUAAAAAGUCAAUAUUCAGAUAAUACUGUAUAUAGUUGUAUAGUUUAUAUAAUGUUUUUGUUUGAUUUUAUCAAAUUUGAUUCAGAUACUUGUACACCUUAACAUCUUUAGGACCAAAUAGCACCCAAUUACUUGAAUCUAUUAUAGUUCUGCAAAGUAAAUUAUUCUUUACCCCAGGCACAUGAUACUUUCUCCAAAGGUACUUGCUUAGC
Quercus robur (English oak) is the source of this 1495-nucleotide messenger RNA. RefSeq lists its product as uncharacterized. Gene Ontology annotation, cellular component: post-mRNA release spliceosomal complex. Gene Ontology annotation, biological process: mRNA splicing, via spliceosome. Lineage: Eukaryota; Viridiplantae; Streptophyta; Magnoliopsida; Fagales; Fagaceae. The transcript has 6 exons. Bases 383 to 1144 code for a protein of 253 amino acids. The record is from RefSeq and is a predicted model, not a curated record.